AUGUCACUCUCCCUUUUCACCACCACCCUUUUCUUGCUCCUGUUGCUUCAAGAGGCAUCUUCCGCCAUACCUAUCAUCCCAGUUAACGCCACAUGUCACAACACAUGUGGCACAAUCCCAGUGAAAUACCCUUUUGGCACAGCCUUUGGCUGUGGCCACCCUGCAUUUUCUAGGUACAUAAAAUGUAACUUUGGCUCUCUUCAAUACACAACAAGGUCAGGCACUUACACAAUCACCUCAAUAGACUAUCCAACCAACACUGUCAUAGCCACAGACCCCUUCAUGUCAAACUGCUCCGAGAUGCAAAACUCUGGCAGCUUCACCUUGGACAAGACCAGCCCCUUCACACUGGCCAAGGAAAACAUCUUUGUUCUGCUUGGUUGCUCCACCACUUCACCUGUGUUUGACUCAACACAAGAUUUCUGUGACACGGGAUCUGGCUCUCGUGUUUGUAGAGGGCUUUAUUCAUGCAAAGGUGUCACGGGUCUUGGGUUGCCACAGAAUGCACCAACAUCUACUUGUUGUGUAUAUGAUUACCCUACGGGACUUGGUUUAGACUACAGUUUGGAUCUUCCAAAGCUGCAAUGCUCCUCUUAUACUUCAGUUUAUGAGUUUGGAGAUGAAGGGGACCCCAUGAAGUGGAAGUUUGGGGUGUCAUUACUGUAUAAUGAUUCUUAUUAUAGUGACAGUUGCAAGGAUUGUGAAGGCAGUGGAGGGUUGUGUGGCUUUGACAGUAUGGAUGAGUCUUUUGCUUGUUUUUGCAGAAAUGGGGCUAACACUACCACCAAUUGCUUUGGACAAGGAUAUGCUUGGAGUGGGACAUCUGGACUGAAAAUUCAAACCUUGUUGACUAUUGGAGGACUUUUGCUGUCAUGGAUUUUGCCAUUGGUCCAAUGCUGA
Molecule: messenger RNA, 900 nt
Organism: Sphenostylis stenocarpa
Lineage: Eukaryota; Viridiplantae; Streptophyta; Magnoliopsida; Fabales; Fabaceae
Source: the annotation of a GenBank genome assembly